GAAACUCGCUUUUCAACUCCAUCCUGAUUUAGACGAAAGAGAUUGCUUAGCAGUUCAAGCCAUGGUCAAAUUAGUUUCCUGCUGGAGACAAAAGAAAAUUCAAUCUGAAAUUUAUUACAAUCAACAUUCCAUGAAGAAAAACCCUGCUCGUUGUGAAGUAUACUUGAAACGUCGCUUUCGAAUCAAAAAGUCCCAUGUUCAACACAUCAAAAAACAAAAUAUGAAACCAGCUCGCCGCACAUAA
Molecule: messenger RNA, 244 nt
Organism: Schizosaccharomyces cryophilus OY26
Lineage: Eukaryota; Fungi; Ascomycota; Schizosaccharomycetes; Schizosaccharomycetales; Schizosaccharomycetaceae
Exons: 1
Coding region: 62-244 (60 amino acids)
Source: RefSeq, a predicted model, not a curated record